This is a messenger RNA of Mesorhabditis belari, 234 nucleotides long. The record is from the annotation of a GenBank genome assembly. NCBI's taxonomy places the organism in Eukaryota, Metazoa, Nematoda, Chromadorea, Rhabditida, Rhabditidae.
AUGUUGAUCAAGGUGAAGACAUUGACCGGAAAAGAAAUCGAACUCGACAUCGAGCCGAACGAUCGAGUUGAGCGAAUCAAAGAGAAGGUGGAAGAAAAAGAAGGCAUUCCACCACCACAACAGCGGCUCAUCUUUGCUGGAAAGCAGAUGAAUGACGAUAAGACUGCCACUGAUUAUAAGAUUGUUGGCGGAUCCGUACUCCAUCUUGUCCUCGCAUUGCGUGGUGGCGGUUUA